Eruca vesicaria subsp. sativa (arugula) is the source of this 2478-nucleotide messenger RNA. NCBI's taxonomy places the organism in Eukaryota, Viridiplantae, Streptophyta, Magnoliopsida, Brassicales, Brassicaceae. The record is from the annotation of a GenBank genome assembly.
UGAUAAGCCACCGUUUUAGACUGCUCCUAAAACAGAUGAUGCGUCUUAACUAAGCCACAUCUUUCCUCAAAAACCCUAGAUCUCUCUCUCCUCUCUCUCUCUCGUUUUCUUACCUUUAAGGAAGCUUCCCUUAAUCUAUACAUCACUUACACUUCCUUUUAUCUACUCAGCUUCACCCUGAAGUCGUGAUUACUCGUCCAGAUCUAUACACUUCCUUCACAUUUCAUGGUCACUCUUUUUUUCUAAUUUCGUUUUAAUUUUUGUUGUUGUUAUCAUCCGAAAAUUAAUCUACUUUCUUCAUGGGUUUUGUUUGAAUUACAUUAAAUUCAUCUCAUCUUCUCACAUUACUAACCAAUUCUGCUUCUUUAGAUCUGCUAAAACUCAGAAACCCUAAAAAACUUUCCUUUAAUGGCAAUGCCACCGGGAAACGUUGCUCCUCCCUCUGAUAAACUCCAGUUUCCACCCCCUAUCGCCGGAAGCUGGAUCCCCGACGAGAGAGACGUGUAUAUCUCGUGGCUGCGCGGGGAGUUGGCGGCGGCUAACGAGAUCAUUGACAGGCUCUGCCAUCAUCUACAAGCGAUCGGGGAUCAGAACCAAUACGACGCCGCAAUCUCAGCCAUCAAGAAUCGUCAAUCGAAUUGGUCUCAGGCUAUCUAUAUGCAGCCUUAUUACACGAUCGGUGAUGUUCACAACGCUCUUCAGCACGCUGCUUGGGUGUGGAAACUGAAAACAACGCCUCAACAGCAGCAGCAGCAACAACCUCAAAGGUCUUAUUACAAUGGUGCUGAUCAGAGUUUGAAGUUUGGUGGGAAGAGAUCAGGUUAUGGAUUUAACAAGCAGUAUGGUGGUUAUAAAGGAGCUGAAUCAGUGGCGAGAAACGGGCAUCACUCGAGUUCGGAGAAGAUAUUGUCUGUUGAUGAGGAGAAGAGAGAUGGUAGUGAGAAAGCAAAGAGUGAUCAUAAAGAUCUGGAAGAAUCUGUGUCUGCUGGUGCAGAAGAAACUCAAGGGGAGAUAGUGAACUCUGUUUCUAAAGAUAAUGAGCUCAAUUCUGGAGUAAAGCAGGAGGAGAAAGAUAAAGAGUGUACUGCAAGCAUGGCAAAGACUUUUGUUGUGGAAGAGAUGUAUGAAGCAAAAGUGGUUAAUGUUGUGGAAGGACUGAAGCUAUAUGAGAAUAUGGUUGAGGCAAAGGAAGUUUCUCAACUCGUUUCUAUUGUAAACAAUCUGAGAAAUUCCGGAAGAAGAGGUCAACUUCAAAGUGAGGCAUAUGUGGGUUAUAAACGUCCAAAUAGAGGACGUGGACGUGAGAUGAUCCAACUCGGUCUCCCCAUAGCUGAUACAAUGCCUGAUGAUGAGAGCAUCAAAGGUCGAAAAAUAGAGCCAAUCCCGUCGUUCCUUUCAGACAUCAUUGAACGUUUUGUCUCAAAACAAAUCAUACCUGUGAAACCAGACGCAUGCAUCAUCGACUUCUUCAACGAGGGAGAUCACUCACAGCCUCAUAUGUUAGCUCCAUGGUUUGGAAGACCAGUUGGGAUCUUGUCCUUGUCGGAAUGUGAUGUCACAUUUGGAAGAGUCAUUGUAUCUGAUCAUCCAGGCGACUACAAGGGCUCUCUCAAGCUUUCUCUCACUUCCGGAUCGGUUCUUCUGGUGGAAGGCAAAUCCGCAGAUCUCGCAAAGUUUGCAAUCCACUCAACCCCAAAGCAGAGGAUUCUCAUCACAUUCACCAAAUCUCAGCCGAGAAACUCCUUAACCGGAUCUAACUGGCCUCCACCGCCUAGCAGAUCUCCACCGAACCAACAACACAACCGUCACCCAACCGUCCCACCUAAACAUUACCCUGUUAUCCCCACCACAGGUGUCUUCCCACCAAACGGAGCUGCUAAGCCAAUUUUCAUAGCUCCUUCUCCUCCGCUUACUCCUCCAAUGCCUUUCCCUGGUGGUGUCCUACCUGGGCCACCGGUCUGGCCUCAUCCACGACACCAGCCGCCACCACAGCCCAGGCUGCCUAUCCCUGGCACCGGUGUGUUCCUCCCACCCGGUUCAGCUCAAGAAAAGGCUUUACAAGGCUCCACAGAGAAAUCCAACGGAAGCAACUCUGUAGAAGGAAAGCUGGAAAUGAAGACUAAAGUAGAAGCUGUUAGCAGAAUCGCUGCAGCGGAAGGCGAUGGCAAUAGUGGUAGUGGUGUGAGUAAACAGAGCAAUUAAAAGAGAAGAUAUAGAGAGAAACAAGUCGGGAGAUGGAAAUCUUGAAACUGCAGUUUUUUAAAAAAAACUAUAAAAAGAGCUGCGAGUUUUAUGAAACCUUUUGCCACUUCAGACAUUGUUAUUAGGAGAUAGGAGCAAAAUGUACCCGUUUUGGUGUUUUCUACUCUCUAGAAUCAUUUUAUUUAUCCAUAUUUCCACUAAUAUUAUAAUUAUCUCCCUCGUUCCUUUACUCUUUCAUCUAAAAUGUACUCCAUAUGUUUUAAAAUAUAAAAAAAU